AUGCACUUCAACACCAUGAUCCAACAUGCCAAGUCUCGCACCAGGAGCCAGGCGGGCUCAGAUACUACGAAGCUGGCCUCUCCGUCCUCUAUUCCUCGAGAUCCAUUCCCCUUUCAGACACCUCCUGGCCAUCGCGUCAGCAGCCUACCGGCCGUCAUCAGCAAGCUGGAAAAUCCCGGAACCAUAGUGCAGCCUUAUGGACCUCCCCCGAGCUCCAAGGCGCCAAUGCUGCCGAUGACGAAACCCCUCAACUACGAGGAGCUGUAUCCGAAGAGUCCGACACCACCUCCUCCUGAGCCCAAGCCCAAACACAAGCCUGAGCCUGAGCCUGAGCCAAUGGUUGCCGAAGAAGCUUCGGCCAAGAAAGUAGACGACUCUUCAAACGGUAUUGACAACAUCCCCAACCCCCAGCCGGCGGCGCCAGGCGCGCAGCUUGACAACCCUUCGUCAGCCGGAUCAGAGGUUUCUCGCCAGACACCUUCUGACACCAAGGCCGCAGCUCCCCAACAAGCUAGCAGCACCGACAAUAAGAACAUCAUCCGCCGCAAGCUCACAGGCUAUGUCGGCUUCGCCAACCUGCCCAACCAGUGGCACCGCAAGAGCGUCCGCAAGGGCUUUAACUUCAACGUGAUGGUCGUCGGUGAAUCUGGUCUCGGAAAGUCGACUCUGGUUAACACCCUCUUCAACACCUCCCUGUACCCCCCAAAGGAGCGCAAAGGUCCCAGCCUGGACAUCGUGCCCAAGACCGUUCAGAUCCAGUCUAUCAGCGCGGAUAUUGAGGAGGCGGGCGUCCGUCUGCGGCUGACCGUCGUCGAUACCCCCGGUUUUGGUGACUUCGUCAACAACGAUGAGUCCUGGAGGCCUAUUGUCGACAACAUUGAGCAGCGCUUCGAUGCUUAUCUCGAUGCCGAGAACAAGAUCAACCGCCACAAUAUUGUCGACAACCGCAUCCAUGCCUGCGUCUACUUCAUCCAGCCCACGGGCCACUCCCUGAAACCCCUCGAUAUCGAGGUCAUGAAGCGCCUCCACACCAAGGUCAACCUGAUCCCUGUCAUUGCCAAGGCCGAUACUCUGACCGAUGAGGAGGUUACUGCCUUCAAGCAGAGGAUUCUCGCCGAUAUCAAGUACCACAACAUUCAGAUCUUCGAGGGUCCCCGCUACGAGCUGGACGACGAGGAGACGAUCGCCGAGAACAACGAGAUCAUGUCGAAGGUUCCCUUCGCCGUUGUUGGCGCUAACACUGAGGUCGUCAACGCCGAUGGGCGCAGGGUCCGUGGCCGCAAGUACCCGUGGGGUAUCAUUGAGGUCGACAACGAGGAACACUGCGACUUCGUCAAGCUCCGCCAGAUGCUCAUCCGUACCCACAUGGAGGAGCUCAAGGAGCAUACCAACAACGUCCUCUACGAGAACUACCGCACCGACAAGCUGCUCGCCAUGGGCGUCUCACAAGACCCGAGCGUCUUCAAGGAGGUCAACCCGGCCGUCAAGCAGGAGGAAGAGCGUCUCCUGCACGAGCAGAAGCUCGCCAAGAUGGAAGCCGAGAUGAAGAUGGUCUUCCAGCAGAAGGUUGCCGAGAAGGAGGCCAAGUUGCGGCAGAGCGAAGAGGAGCUCUAUGCUCGCCAUCGCGAGAUGAAAGAGCAACUCGAGCGGCAGCGGAUGGAGCUCGAAGAGAAGAAGGCAAGACUCGAGAGCGGGCGGCCACUGGAGAAGGAACCAAAGCGGAAGGGUUUCUCGCUUCGGUAA
Thermochaetoides thermophila DSM 1495 is the source of this 1743-nucleotide messenger RNA. RefSeq names its product septin-like protein. The record is from RefSeq and is a predicted model, not a curated record. Gene Ontology annotation, cellular component: microtubule cytoskeleton; cell division site; septin complex. Gene Ontology annotation, molecular function: GTPase activity; GTP binding; molecular adaptor activity. Gene Ontology annotation, biological process: cytoskeleton-dependent cytokinesis. The transcript is spliced from 4 exons. Bases 1 to 1743 code for a protein of 580 amino acids. NCBI's taxonomy places the organism in Eukaryota, Fungi, Ascomycota, Sordariomycetes, Sordariales, Chaetomiaceae.